AUGGCCCUUUGCCGAAGGAGGAGGCCGAACGUGCCGAGCGUGGUGGCGACAAAGGAGGCAAGGGGGAGGCUGCAGAGGUUGCACCGAAGGCGAAGACAGCAGGCCCGCCUCCUGCACGGCCGCCGCCCAAGGCUGGAGGAGGCCGAACGUGCUGAGCGUAGCGGUGACAAAGGAGGCAAGGGGGAGGCUGCAGAGGUUGCAGGGAAGGCGAAGGCAGCAGGCCCGCCUCCUGCACGGCCGCCGCCCAAGGCUGCUGCAGCAGAACCCUCGAAAGCCGCUCCGCCGCCACCACCAAAGGGAGCAACAGCAACGCCUGCAGACGCAGGAGCAGCACCAGCAGCAGCAGCAGCAGCGGAGGAGGUUGUGUAUGGCCCUUUGACGAAGGAGGAGGCCGAACGCGCUGAGCGCGAAGGUGACAAAGGAGGCAAGGGGGAGGCUGCAGAGGUUGCAGGGAAGGCGAAGGCAGCAGGCCCGCCUCCUGCACGGCCGCCGCCCAAGGCUGCUGCAGCAGAACCCUCGAAAGCCGCUCCGCCCCCAGCACCAAAGGCAGCAACAGCAACGCCUGCAGACGCAGGACCAGCAGCAGCAGCAGUGGGCGAGGAGGUUAGGUUGCAGGGAAGGCGAAGACAGCGGGCCCGCCUCCUGCACGGCCGCCGCGCAAGGCUGCUGCAGCAGAACCCUCGAAAGCCGCUCCACCGCCACCACCAAAGGCAGCAACAGCAACGCCUGCAGACGCAGGAGCAGCAGCAGCAGCAGCAGCGGAGGGUGUUGUGUAUGGCCCUUUGA
Messenger RNA from Eimeria mitis, 786 nucleotides. RefSeq lists its product as uncharacterized. The transcript is spliced from 3 exons. The record is from RefSeq and is a predicted model, not a curated record. The coding region runs from base 1 to 786 and encodes 261 amino acids. NCBI's taxonomy places the organism in Eukaryota, Apicomplexa, Conoidasida, Eucoccidiorida, Eimeriidae.